AUGUUCUUCGAACUCGACGAUAUGUCUCAAAUGAAGGUCUCGAUAGAUGACCUUGACGAAGGGUUGCCACAAAAACCUGGUCUUGUCCCGAACUGCGGGCCACUGAUGAUUAUGAUGGAUAUCGCAAAGACGUUCGAUUUCUUCGAGCCAAUCGACGAAGCUAUUACGAUAUUUCUGGAUAAUAUCUCUGAUUAUCCAGCGAGCUUCUCUGCCCUGAUGCUUCCUUUCCUGGACGUAGUUGCAGAAGUCGCGAACCACGUGUUGGUGAACGAACGAAAGCUUGAACUCCACGAUGUCAGUGCGGAUGGACUCGAGCUUGAGUAUGAGAUGCUCGAGGUCGAAGAUGUCGUGGUCAUCAAGCUGACGACGAUAUCGUUUGGUGAGUAG
Molecule: messenger RNA, 387 nt
Organism: Laetiporus sulphureus 93-53
Lineage: Eukaryota; Fungi; Basidiomycota; Agaricomycetes; Polyporales; Laetiporaceae
Exons: 3
Coding region: 1-387 (128 amino acids)
Source: RefSeq, a predicted model, not a curated record